Messenger RNA from Morone saxatilis (striped sea-bass), 3996 nucleotides. It is a transcript of the gene mier2, whose product is annotated as mesoderm induction early response 1, family member 2. Gene Ontology annotation, biological process: negative regulation of transcription by RNA polymerase II. Gene Ontology annotation, molecular function: transcription corepressor activity; histone deacetylase binding. The record is from RefSeq and is a predicted model, not a curated record. Lineage: Eukaryota; Metazoa; Chordata; Actinopteri; Moronidae. Gene Ontology annotation, cellular component: nucleoplasm.
UAUAACUCUGCACCUAACUGUAGCACCGUCGCUGUUGCUGAAUCGUUGCGGCAGUAAUAAACGGAGCUGUACAGCAGAGCAGACCUACAACAUCCGGGCAAUAGUCAGCUUGCGCAGAAACGGAAUGGCGGAGGUGGGUGAAAAGCCCCUGAAGAUAAGUGUGGAGGUUGUGGCCUAGUGGAGAGUGGGGGAGGUACAGUGAUGAAGGCCCUCAGCAGGAGAAGCAGAAGUCUUAACAGGCCUUAGAGGAGUUGGAGGAGAACUUUCGCCCCAUGAAGAUGGCAGCGCAGUCCCACACUGCCAGUGAGCUUCCUUUGGAGGAGCUGCUGGCUUUGUACGGCUACACAGUGUCCAAUCCAGAGAAGGAGACCUGUCAAGUGGCUGCCAGUCUGCCAGAUAUGACACUGGACAAGGAUCAGAUAACUGAGGAUCUCUUUCCUGGGGAGGAGGAAGCAGAAUCAUCAGCUGAUGAUCUCACCCCCUCAGUCACCUCAAACACCUCAGAUCUGCUCCGCCGCCUCCGAGGUGGAGACAAAGACACAUUAGUCAGCUCAUCAGAUGAGGACUCCAAUGCUUCUAUUCCCUCCAAUGAAGAGCACAAGGAGAUCAUGGUUGGCUCUAUGUACCAGGCAAAAAUCCCUCCAUUUGGUCCAUAUACCUACCAGGAGAGAGCCUACAGCAGUGAGGACCAGUUGCUGUGGAGGCCAGGUGUUCUGCCGGUGCAGGAAGUGGAAGAGUUCUUGCUGUAUGCACAGAGACCACGUAGCCACGAGGUGGCAGCGUGCACGCGAACACAAGGGGACACUGUCCGAGACAAUGAACAGAAGAGCUGUGUGCCUGGAGUGAGGAGGAGUGCAGGAACUUUGAGCACGGCUAUCGAGUUUACGGGAAAAACUUCCACCUCAUUCAGGCUAAUAAGGUACGAACGCGUUCAGUUGGGGAGUGUGUGGAGUAUUACUACAUGUGGAAGAAGUCUGAACGUCACGAGUACUUUACCCAGCAGGCCACCAGGCUCAGCCGCAAAAAGUACAGCUUGCAAUCAGGGAGCAUGGAGGAUGGAGACCAGGACGGGGAGGUUGGGGAGCUGGAGGGAAGCAACAAUUCUUCAGGCCUGUUGUCUCACAGCCCCAUGGGCACUGGGCAGCUGGAGUCCCCAUUACCUCCACAGUCGAGCCUGGACCUGGACAAACAAGGAGGAGGGCCGUCCCCGGCGCAGACGAACUCCCCGCUUUCUCUUAAAGCCAUAACCUCGGUCCAGGCAGGCCUCAGAAAGCAGGCUGGGCCUGCAGAUGGUGAGCUGGUGAUGGGGCUGUCAGACUUGUGUGGUGACGGAUGUCCGCAGCAGCUGUUUGGCUGUCCCUUCUCUCUCCCGCCCAUGGACGACCUGCAGGAACCUAGCUCAGGCAGUUGUUGUCCCUCAGCUCCAGUUCAGCUCCAGUCCCAGCCCUCCCCCCAGAGCUCCCAGUGGGCCGGCGGGAGCCCUUCGUCCUGCCAUGACGACCAUCGCCUCCAAGGCUCCUGCUUCUACCAGCUACACAUGCGUGGUGGACCUUUCGUUUCUGAGGGCCCUGACUGUGGUACAGCAGGCGGCGGGACUGGCUCCCCCCACGGGCUGCAGGUGGAAUUUAGUCUGUCUCCAUCUGCCUCACCUCCCUCAUCUGCUGUCCUCCCGUCACACUUCCAGACUUUUGGCAGCCUGCUACACCCCUCUCCCGUCCAGCAUCCCCGCUCCCUCACACAGUGAAGGGAAAAAAGAAACUGAGUGGUACUCUUCAUGGUUUGCCCUGUGUCAAGAUCUUUGAUCGGUGUUGGUAUUUACACAGGUCUCGAAGAAACCAGGACAAAAAGUGCAUUUACUUAACUUUGUGAAAACGUAUGGACCUACUACCUGUGUUUGGGCGAUUACUCGUCUGUCUGAACCCUCUUUUUAAACUGAGACACUUGAACCCUCUGUCCAUUGUGGAAUGAAGAGUGUUAAUCACUACUUUCAGGUGUUGAUUAUGUGUUUUAUUAACAAUUUCUUACCAUAAGCUGCGCACUGAUUGGCUAUAAUUGAUACAUACUUGUCAAAGCACAGUGCAGUUGAUGAGAGCUGCUGUGACCUAGCAAACAAACCAGUUGCGUGUGGCUAAAACAAAUCAGUGACUGCCAAUGUUAACCACUGUUGCUUUGUUUUUUAAUUAAUCAGUUUGACUGAAGCUCAGAUUUCUCCCACCUUUUUCCAGAAAGAGCCAAUUAUGUGUUUCUUUAUGUGUCUUUACAUAUUGCUCAACACUUUUGCCGCUGCAGCCACAGUGACACGGUUAAUAUAGAAUACAUUUAGACAUUAAGUCUGUGAUUGGCUCUCCCUUUUCAGUUCCUGUCAUGUUUUUCUCUACUUACUGCCUCCUCCACUCCUCCAGAAUUUUGUUUAUGUGAAGAGUUGAAACUAAAUAAGAUUUUCUAAGGUUGAGAUUCGCACAUGAUCGAAGGAAAAGCAGCGUAAUAUUUUUGCAAGUUUUAUUCUCAGUUGUGCUUUUGUGGAAGAUUUCCUCCUUGUUUUUUAUUUUGAAGAUUCACAUAGAGAUUUAUAAAGGUGCAGUGCUUAGUCUUCAUUUCUGAUCACAUUUUUCAUGUUUAAUAUUUGGUACCAUCAAGAGUCUGUUUGACAAGCAGAAUAUGCAUAAAAUAAAAUAUGUAAAUGUAAAUGUACAUGUGAACAUAGGUAAGUCACUGAACACAAACAGUUUCUCAGGUUUUGCACCUUUGAUGAUCUCCAAGCCCGUUAAUCAGUGAGAGUCAGUCAACAUUACUCUGAACAGGUGUCAUACAUACAGAUCAGAUAGAAGAGGGAGUGUUAUUAAAAGUUUUUUGAUUAAGAUGCAGCUCAUUGGUGUAAGAAUGGAAAAAACAUAUGAAGUGACAAAUAUCGGGGUCUAAAGAUCAUCCUAACAUGGAAUUUAACAGUUCUGGCACCUUCUCCUUGCCCUUUACAUCUGCGUAACGUCCAAUCAGUGAACAUGUGUGAACAAAGGUACAACAGUGAUAUUUUUAGUGUCAGAGUGCGAUUGGUCCUAACUGGGUUGUGGAUUAAACAAAUCUCUCUUUUUUUCCUCUGAAAUGUUUCCUUCCCUGAACUCUGCCAGACAUAAUGAAAUAUACUGAAAAAUGUCACAUAUGUAUAGUCAUUUACAUUUUCAAUAAUAAUAUAUUUUAUAGUGCAAAUCGUUUAUUAACAACUGCAGAACAGAUUCUCAACCUUUUCUGACCAGUUUCCCAAAAUUCUCAUGGCCCCGUCAAUCAGAGAUGUAAAACUGUCAUGAAUUUUGAGAAUAACAAACUUAGUGUACUUUUAUUAUCUUGUGUCUUUUCUGAAGCACAGAGGGAGCUUCACAUUAAUUAGUACAGAUACAAUUCUAUUGUUUACAUCUACACUUUCAUAUCUGAAAACAAUCUGCCAGUUCAAGGUUUAGAAAAUACAGAAAGUUACAGUAAAAAUGAUUUGAUUAUUUAACAUUAUGUAACACAAAAUAAAUGGGUGAGCUUUAAGAUCCCUCCUUUAAGGAACAAUUUAUUACAAUACAUUACAAUUUUAGUCAUUUCAUAAAAUCAUGUCAUUGUGUAUGCAUUCAUACAUAUGUGGUAUUUUCUUGUGAAUGUCGGCGUAUUUUGGUCACGCUGUCUGAAGACGUAGAAGAAAAGUUACAAGGAAGGAGAGGAGCCCCAUGUUCUUCCUUCCAUCUGUCUUUCUGUUUAUUCCUUGUUGUUCAUAAAUGUGGCUUCCUGUUAAAAGCCAAGCCGGUUUUAGAUCAAUGUUUGUUUUCUUUGUUUACAUGAGGGGGGUUCAGGAUGAGACCACGAAGGCAGGAAAAGGCGCAGUCACUGCCUUUUGUUAAUUCUUUAUUUUCACUUUUAUUUCUAGCAAUUUAUGUAUUGUACUGCUUCUGUUAUGUUCGUUUAUAAUUAUUAUAUUUUGUAAAAAAAAAAAAAAAAGAUUAAAAUGAACAUCGGUGAAAU